This is a messenger RNA of Sporisorium graminicola, 471 nucleotides long. RefSeq lists its product as uncharacterized. The record is from RefSeq and is a predicted model, not a curated record. The transcript has 2 exons. The coding region runs from base 1 to 471 and encodes 156 amino acids. NCBI's taxonomy places the organism in Eukaryota, Fungi, Basidiomycota, Ustilaginomycetes, Ustilaginales, Ustilaginaceae.
AUGACGGCAGCGCAGCACCACGAAGACGAAGAGCUGCCUCCAGCCGGCAACCCUGCCGAAGCAUCCAACAAGGAUGUUCCCCCUGCCAUCGCCGACUUUGUCGAUCGCUUCUACAAGAUCUCGGACACGCCCGACGUCCACGAACAGUAUGCGGACGAGUACUACAUUAACGACGAGGACCGUCUCAGCUUUCAAAUUGGUCCCAUGCAACCAACCAACAAGCGUGAUGGUAUCGUCGCGUGGAGGCAGAAGGGGUGGGAGGGUGUCACUCGCCGCAAGCACGUCGUCAAUGGGAUCUUUGUCAGUCCAAAGUGGGAGAACGAGAUCAUGCUCGAUGGCACCGUCGAGAUGGACAAGAAUGGCUCCACGCUUCGAUUCAACUGGGCCGGAAGAAUGGUGUUCGACCAGAAGAGCCUCGACGAAGGCUCGCCCAAGAUCGAAACCUACAAGGUGUGGCUGAGUCAAGAUUAG